This is a messenger RNA of Homo sapiens (human), 1373 nucleotides long. RefSeq names its product galanin receptor 2 (gene GALR2). NCBI's taxonomy places the organism in Eukaryota, Metazoa, Chordata, Mammalia, Primates, Hominidae. Gene Ontology annotation, cellular component: plasma membrane; 9+0 non-motile cilium; membrane. Gene Ontology annotation, molecular function: neuropeptide binding; galanin receptor activity; G protein-coupled receptor activity. The transcript is spliced from 4 exons. The record is from RefSeq and is a predicted model, not a curated record. Gene Ontology annotation, biological process: phosphatidylinositol metabolic process; adenylate cyclase-activating G protein-coupled receptor signaling pathway; positive regulation of cytosolic calcium ion concentration. Bases 275 to 1267 code for a protein of 330 amino acids.
CUCUCCCCAGUUCAGUGGCUCAAGGUGCCAAAGCAAGGUGCUCAAGGUGUCACUUGGUCACAAGCCCUCCAACUGGACAACUGCGGGGCACCAGGGGAAACCUGCCUGAUAUCCCAGUGCCACUGGAAGAAACGGACCUAGCCAGGACGGCGAGGGGGACACGAGGAAAGACUAGUCGAGAGACAGACCCCCCCCGGAAUUCUGAGCACCAAAAGCAGAUCCCUCUUAGAAGGAAGUGUUACCAUUUCCUUGUUACAGCUGAGGAAACUGAGGCAUGGAGCCAAAGACAGAGCCUGACACAAUAGAUGCUCAGUAUAUUGGAUUGAAUUGGAGGGAAAACGUUCAAUGGGCCACCAUCUACACCCUGGACGGCUGGGUGUUCGGCUCGCUGCUGUGCAAGGCGGUGCACUUCCUCAUCUUCCUCACCAUGCACGCCAGCAGCUUCACGCUGGCCGCCGUCUCCCUGGACAGGUAUCUGGCCAUCCGCUACCCGCUGCACUCCCGCGAGCUGCGCACGCCUCGAAACGCGCUGGCAGCCAUCGGGCUCAUCUGGGGGCUGUCGCUGCUCUUCUCCGGGCCCUACCUGAGCUACUACCGCCAGUCGCAGCUGGCCAACCUGACCGUGUGCCAUCCCGCGUGGAGCGCCCCUCGCCGCCGCGCCAUGGACAUCUGCACCUUCGUCUUCAGCUACCUGCUUCCUGUGCUGGUUCUCGGCCUGACCUACGCGCGCACCUUGCGCUACCUCUGGCGCGCCGUCGACCCGGUGGCCGCGGGCUCGGGUGCCCGGCGCGCCAAGCGCAAGGUGACACGCAUGAUCCUCAUCGUGGCCGCGCUCUUCUGCCUCUGCUGGAUGCCCCACCACGCGCUCAUCCUCUGCGUGUGGUUCGGCCAGUUCCCGCUCACGCGCGCCACUUAUGCGCUUCGCAUCCUCUCGCACCUGGUCUCCUACGCCAACUCCUGCGUCAACCCCAUCGUUUACGCGCUGGUCUCCAAGCACUUCCGCAAAGGCUUCCGCACGAUCUGCGCGGGCCUGCUGGGCCGUGCCCCAGGCCGAGCCUCGGGCCGUGUGUGCGCUGCCGCGCGGGGCACCCACAGUGGCAGCGUGUUGGAGCGCGAGUCCAGCGACCUGUUGCACAUGAGCGAGGCGGCGGGGGCCCUUCGUCCCUGCCCCGGCGCUUCCCAGCCAUGCAUCCUCGAGCCCUGUCCUGGCCCGUCCUGGCAGGGCCCAAAGGCAGGCGACAGCAUCCUGACGGUUGAUGUGGCCUGAAAGCACUUAGCGGGCGCGCUGGGAUGUCACAGAGUUGGAGUCAUUGUUGGGGGACCGUGGGGAGAGCUUUGCCUGUUAAUAAAACGCACAAACCAUUUCACACACA